Molecule: messenger RNA, 839 nt
Organism: Bolinopsis microptera
Lineage: Eukaryota; Metazoa; Ctenophora; Tentaculata; Lobata; Bolinopsidae
Product: U11/U12 small nuclear ribonucleoprotein 35 kDa protein-like
Exons: 3
Coding region: 8-691 (227 amino acids)
Biological process (GO): mRNA splicing, via spliceosome
Cellular component (GO): precatalytic spliceosome; U12-type spliceosomal complex
Molecular function (GO): mRNA binding; snRNA binding
Source: RefSeq, a predicted model, not a curated record
UCUCAGGAUGGCAUUUGAUCGCACCUUGAAAGUGUAUGAUCCUCUAAAAGCUGGGAGUAUUGAUGGUACUGAUAAGAUACCUCACGAUAAAGCAAUAAACAGGGCUAUGAAUGCAAACUACCUGCCUAGAAACUGUGCUAAAUCCUCCAGAACACUGUUUGUCGGCCGACUGAGUUCUACCACAGACACUGAAUCAUUGGAGAAGUGUUUUAGGAAGUACGGGAGGAUCUCAAACUGUAGAGUUGUACAGGAUCCUGUCACAUUGGAGUCAAGGAGGUACGGUUUUGUGACAUUCUCUAAAAUAGAAGACACGGAUUAUGCCAGAGAGCAAACAAACAAUGUUAAGCUUGAUAACAGUGUUCUAUUUGUUGACUACGAGAACUCACACAAUAUGAAGGGGUGGGUUCCUAGAAGACUUGGGGGAGGGUUUGGAGGUGACAAGAAAUCAGGGCAGUUAAGGUUUGGAGGUAGGGACCGACCCUUCAAAGCACCAAUACUUCUUACAUCAGACCGCACUAUAACUUCCAACUACGACACAAAACACUCCAGCUGCAGAAAUGAGCGACAUCAGAAACACAGAAAGAGGAGUAACAAUAGGGAGUCUGGGGAUGAGAAGCGAAGUAAACACCGAUCACGUGACAACCACGUGAGAACUGGGCACAAUAAAAACAGUCGAUCAGAGAAGACAUGAACAGCUACUGUGGUGGUAGAGAUUUUAGAUACUCGAAUUGUUUAGCUGAUAAUGGUUUUAAAUGUUUAUUUUUGGUGUGACGUUCAAAUUUUAUUAUGGGUAUUCAAUUGCUGUUGCUUUGUAAAAUAUACUUUGUCUUAAUAUUUAA